AUGGCGACAGAGACGCUACCGUUUGUUGUAAAGAGAUACAUAUUUGUUUUCAUUAUACUGUUUCUAUAUUUUAGUCCAGCUAUUUGCCAGCAGUAUAUAAUUCCUUUCCAAGAUCCUUCAGAUUGCAGUUUGGACGAAUUUUUCGACAUAUCCACUUUGUCGUGUGUUAGCUGUGGUGAAAAUCAACAACGUAGCGUCGCAGGGCUGAGCUGCAUCUGCCUAAGUGGAUUCCGCACAGUCACAACUGACCUGACGUCAAUUGCUUGUGAAGCCUGUCCGGAAGACAAACCUGCUAUAACUCAAGAUGGUUUUGGUUGCAUUCGCUGCCCAGGCAGUAUUAGUGAUGAGGGCCAGUGCCAGUGCCCUGCAAGACAUAUCCUUGUGGAGAGGGAUGUCAGUGGAAACCUUUUGGAUGAAGCCAAAUGCGAGAUGUGUAAUGGAAAUGGAUCUUCUUUGUCAGUGCCAAACAGCAGCGGGAACAGGUGCGAAAGAUGUCACGCUUCCUUCAUUAAAAGCUCCUGUGCGUGUAACCAUCCUUCUGUGCUGGCAGGAGGUUUGUGUAUUCCACCUGGCAGCCUUUCCACUAAUGUCAAUCCCAGUGUAAAUUUUGCUCAGUUGAAAUUGAGCAUCAUUUCCGCCUGGUUCCUCAAAAAUCUCUACUCAUCCGCAGCAGCCUGUCUUAGUUUCUCCAACCUAACAGCGUGCCAGGCCCUCGGCAACAUGUGUGUGAUGAACAUGCACUCCUUCAGCGGCUUGAGUGUCGAUGCCUGCGGCCUCUUUAACACUGUGUUCAGAUCACAAGCUGCGUUUAGCGCCACUCAAGACAUUUCCUACUGGAGAAAUAAUCUACCUUGGCUUUACUAUGGUGAUGAACCAGGAUUGGCAAAUCGAGUCCUUCAGUCAGAUCCAGUUCCAGUUAGCUUCAUUUUCAGAGGUCCAAAAAAGAACACGGACAUUAAGCUGCUGGCUGCCGUUUAUAAUGUUAGAGGCGAGUUCCUUCGAUGGGAAAACAUAGGAGGGUCGAAUCUCCAGAUUUGUCCAGAAACACCAAUCAGACGAUCAUCAGCUUUCAGUUUUGGCACCGCUUACCAAGAAAGUUGUGAUCUUUCAGUAGCUGAACUGCUGCGUACACAUCCCCAACCGCUUUUUUAUGAUGUGUUUCUGGACCUCGGUGGAGAAGAGAGCAGAAAACUUCUGCCCUUGCCUACGUUGGUUUUAAACCAACAAUUCAAUGGAAAAUUAGUCAACCAAGGUGAGGUUGGUGUUUGUGUAUUUGCAUGUGAUUGUCUUAUACUGUAUGUUGUGCUUCCAUGCACAGAGAGCAUGAAUAACUGGUACCUGUCACGACGUAUGUUUCUUGUCGACGUGCUGAGCGGCAGAGAGAAAAGCGCAAGCGUCCUUCCUAAAGUCAUUCGUGUUGCCAACUCUGUCAAAAUAAGGUUCCAGUUAGUUCCAAACACAGAACAGGGUCAUGUGUUCCCCCCACUGAUGACUGUGGAGUACAAGGAUGUACUGAUCACUGAUAUCAACACACAAACUGUUUCUAUGAGUUUUGCUGUGGAAUAUGAAAUGGAUCAAAAUGAUGCUCAUCUCAAGACAGAUACUGCUCUUGGUGUGUUGGCUGGUUUGGCUGUCCUCUUGUCUGUGCUCAAAACAGUCAGCUGGAAGAGGAGGAUCGCCUCACCUGUCGUCGACUUGAGGACCUUGUUGAUGUUUUUCUUGUUUUACGCUGGAGAUCUGGCCAAUGUUUUCCUUGCCGUCACUGUAGGAACUGGACUCUAUUGGCUCAUUCUUUACAAGGCCCAACAACAUGCCUCAGUGUUAUUGCCGCUCCCUCAUCAAGAGGAGCGCUUUGUGACUUACAUCAGUUGUGCCUUUGCUCUCAAGGCAGUGCAAUUCCUCCACAAACUACUCGUGCAGUUAUCUGUGGAUGUCUUCUUCAUUGACUGGGAAAGGCCACGCAGUAAAGUAAGCAAGACUGUGGCAGGUAAUGGCCAGCAGAAACGUGAUCCCUCACCUAUUAGCAUCUGGAGGACCUACUUCGUAGCUAAUGAGUGGAAUGAGAUCCAGACCAUACGCAAAAUUAAUCCAACAUUUCAAAUAAUGGCAGUGCUCUUCUUCCUGGAGGUCUUGGGUUUCUCAGACUUAGCCCUGAGAGACCCUUGGCCAACUCUACAGCGCCGUCCACAGGUGUACACGCCUCCAUACAGCCUGACCAUGCGCUACGGUCUCUCGGCAACACUGUGGCUAUGCAUUGGUCUUCUGCAGGUGAUUUUCUUCACUGUUUUCUAUGAGCAUUUCAUGGAGGACAAAAUCCGUCAGUUUGUGGAUCUGUGCUCCAUCAGUAAUAUUUCUGUGUUGCUCCUACCCCAGCGCUGUUUUGGCUACUACAUCCAUGGUCGCUCUGUGCAUGGUCAUGCUGAUACAAACAUGGAGGAAAUGAACAACAAUCUAAGGAGAGAAGCUGAGUCACUCUGUGGCCAAAGAGGUCUUCUGCCUAACACGGAUAUGCAGACCUUCCAGGUGGCCCUUUCUUGUCGACUGCGCUCGCAUUACGACAGGAUACGGGACUCUUUCACCAGGCGGCAUGGACCAUCAAGACUUAUGGACGCGGCCUCAUUCAACCAGUCAGACCAAAACAUCCGGGCCUACCACACCAUGAACCACUUCUUGGGAUCAGUCAUAGAUCAUGCACACCCUGACAUGGACUACAUUGUGAGAGACAAACUGGCAUUGGAGCGGGUCAUGGGUAUGGAGUUCCUUGAACCAAAUGACAAGAGCAUCUUUUAUAAUGAUGAAGGUCACUCCUUCAGUGAUGUCCUCUUUUAUGGAAAUGAGGGCACCCUGUUGAUUUUUGAUACCUUGUACUUCUGCAUCGUUGACCUUGCUUCUCAGAACUUCGUACUCGCUGCUGUGCUUACAUACUUACAGCAAAUGAUCUUUAAAAGGAUUCGAAAUUCUAUCGGAAGGAGAAACCUUGUCAACAAAACUCUGGUGGAUGACAGAUUUCUCAUAUGA
Messenger RNA from Nerophis lumbriciformis (worm pipefish), 3018 nucleotides. NCBI's taxonomy places the organism in Eukaryota, Metazoa, Chordata, Actinopteri, Syngnathiformes, Syngnathidae. The record is from RefSeq and is a predicted model, not a curated record.